Messenger RNA from Strigops habroptila (Kakapo), 4152 nucleotides. It is a transcript of the gene KCNH8, whose product is annotated as potassium voltage-gated channel subfamily H member 8. Gene Ontology annotation, molecular function: voltage-gated potassium channel activity. Gene Ontology annotation, biological process: potassium ion transmembrane transport; regulation of membrane potential. The record is from RefSeq and is a predicted model, not a curated record. Gene Ontology annotation, cellular component: membrane. Lineage: Eukaryota; Metazoa; Chordata; Aves; Psittaciformes; Psittacidae. The transcript is spliced from 17 exons. The coding region runs from base 171 to 3611 and encodes 1146 amino acids.
CUCCUGGCGCCGGAGGCGGCGCGGCGGCAUCCCCAUCCUCCUCCUCUUCCCCAUCCAUCCCUCCCUGCCUCCGCCUCUUUCCUCCUUUCCCCCGGGCGCCCUCUGCACUUUCUUCUCGAACCACCCUCGGAGGCAAACUUUGAUGGGGAACCUCGCACCGCGCUGGAAAAAUGCCGGUUAUGAAGGGAUUACUGGCACCCCAAAACACCUUCCUCGACACCAUCGCCACCCGGUUUGACGGCACACAUAGUAACUUCAUCCUUGCAAAUGCUCAGGUGGCUAAAGGAUUCCCUAUUGUUUACUGCUCAGAUGGCUUCUGUGAGCUUGCUGGAUUUGCACGAACUGAAGUCAUGCAGAAGAGCUGCAGCUGUAAAUUUUUACUUGGUGCUGAAACAAAUGAGCAGAUGAUUCUUCAAAUUGAGAAGUCGUUGGAAGAAAAGGUAGAAUUCAAAGGAGAAAUCAUGUUCUAUAAGAAGAAUGGGUCUUCAUUCUGGUGCUUACUGGAUAUUGUUCCUAUAAAGAAUGAAAAAGGAGAUGUAGUACUCUUUCUGGCCUCUUUCAAAGAUAUAACAGACACAAAAGUGAAGAUUCCUGCAGAAGACAAAAAGGAAGAAAAAUGGAAAGGAAGAGGAAGAGCAGGGUCACAUUUUGAGUCCGCACGCAGACGGAGUAGAGCUGUCCUUUAUCAUAUAUCUGGACAUCUACAAAGAAGAGAGAAGAACAAAUUAAAAAUUAAUAAUAAUGUUUUUGUAGAUAAACCAGCAUUUCCAGAAUACAAAGUUUCAGAUGCAAAAAAAUCCAAAUUCAUACUAUUGCAUUUUAGCACUUUUAAAGCUGGCUGGGACUGGCUUAUUUUACUGGCAACGUUUUAUGUUGCUGUGACUGUACCUUACAACGUUUGCUUUAUUGGUCAUGAUGAGCUGUCUACAACUCGGAGCACAACUGUCAGUGACAUUGCAGUGGAAAUUCUUUUUAUCAUUGAUAUUAUUUUAAAUUUCCGAACAACAUAUGUCAGCAAGUCUGGCCAAGUUAUAUUUGAAGCAAGAUCUAUUUGUAUCCACUAUGUGACUACCUGGUUUAUCAUUGAUUUGAUUGCUGCACUUCCUUUUGAUCUUCUUUAUGCUUUCAAUGUCACUGUGGUUUCCCUUGUCCAUCUCCUAAAGACAGUGCGGUUACUACGCCUCUUGCGUCUCCUUCAGAAGUUGGAUCGUUACUCCCAGCACAGCACAAUUGUUCUCACACUUCUCAUGUCCAUGUUUGCCUUGCUUGCUCACUGGAUGGCCUGCAUUUGGUAUGUCAUAGGGAAAAGGGAGAUGGAACAGAAUAACCCCCUUACCUGGGACAUAGGUUGGCUUCAUGAGCUAGGAAAACGUAUUGAGUCUCCUUACUAUGAGAAUAAUACACUAGGAGGCCCAUCAAUCAGAAGUGCCUAUAUAGCUGCCCUAUAUUUCACCCUCAGCAGCCUCACCAGUGUUGGGUUUGGAAAUGUUUCAGCCAAUACCGAUGCUGAAAAGAUCUUUUCCAUUUGCACAAUGCUUAUUGGGGGCCAGUCUCUAAUUGCAGACAAACUCAGGAUGUCAGAACUUUUUGAUAGACAAUUUCACACCAGAUUUGACCUUCUCAAGCAACAUAAGAAAUCAGAUUGUCAGCUUGAAUCUCUGAUGCAUGCCUUGGUGUUUGGCAAUGUGACUGCCAUUAUUCAGAGGAUGUACUCCAGAUGGUCCCUUUAUCACACAAGAACCAAGGACCUGAAGGACUUUAUACGGGUCCAUCACCUGCCACAGCAGCUAAAGCAAAGGAUGCUUGAAUAUUUCCAGACCACAUGGUCUGUCAAUAAUGGAAUUGAUUCCAAUGAGCUCUUAAAAGACUUCCCAGAUGAGCUGCGUUCAGACAUCACCAUGCACUUGAACAAGGAGAUUCUGCAGCUCUCCCUUUUUGAGUGUGCCAGCCGUGGUUGCCUCAGGUCUCUGUCUCUGCAUAUCAAAACCUCCUUCUGUGCUCCUGGGGAAUACCUCCUCCGGCAGGGAGAUGCCCUGCAAGCGAUCUAUUUUGUGUGCUCAGGUUCCAUGGAAGUCCUGAAGGACAGCACGGUGCUGGCAAUUCUUGGUAAAGGAGAUUUAAUUGGAGCAAACCUAUCCAUUAGGGAUCAAGUUAUUAAAACAAACGCAGAUGUUAAAGCUCUAACGUACUGUGACCUCCAAUGCAUUAUCCUCAAAGGUCUCUUUGAAGUGCUCGACCUUUACCCAGAGUAUGCUCACAAGUUUGUUGAAGACAUACAGCAUGAUCUUACAUACAAUCUAAGAGAAGGCCAUGAAAGCGAUGUAAUAUCAAAAUUAUCAAACAAGUCUACAUUAUCUCAGACAGAGCUCAAGGGAAACGGAAAUAUAAAGAAGAGACUCCCUUCAAUUGUGGAAGACGAAGAUGAGGAUGAGGAGGGAGAAGAAGAGAGCAGCACCCUUUCACCAAUCCAUACAAGAAGCACAAAUUUCUCUCAGCAGAAGAAGGCUGGAAGCAAUAAAAGCCACCUAGGGAGAAACUUGAAGCAGUUGGCGUCAGGAACAGUGCCCUUUCAUUCACCCAUCCGUGCUUGCAGCUCAAAUCCCACAAGAACCAAACAUGAAACAGAGCUCCAUUACUACUCCAGAAGGAAGGAGAAAAACCUUAAGUUACACCUUUCAGCACUGACCAGCAAUGGUCCACCUGACCUGAGCCCAAGAAUUGUGGAUGGUAUUGAAGAUGGAAACCAUAAUGAGGAAAACCAAACCUUCGACUUCAGCUCUGAUCAGCUCAGGCAGGAAUCCGGGUUAUCUCCUACAAUUGGAGAGGCCGAAAUUGGUGCUGCUGUGCUUGUUAUCAAAGCAGAAGAGACCAAACAGCAGAUCAGCAGGCUUAAUAAUGAGGUCACAACUUUAACUCAAGAAGUCUCACAAUUAAGUAAGAAUAUGAAGAACGUGAUGCAACUUCUGGAGAACCUGCUCACAUCCCAGAAGACUCCAGGGUUCUGUGCUGUGCACAGCAUAUCUCGAAGUCCUACCCUGGAAAGUCUUCAGUCUCGAAUGGCUUGGACUACGCAUCAACCUUGCACACACAUGCAAGCUGGGAACUUUACUUGCACCAAAGCACAACCUUGCCGCAGCAACACGUUAUGUGACAUUUGGAAUACUGAUUUGUCCUCUGUAGGCAGCAGUCCCCAAAGAACUGAACCCAACCUGCAAAAUUCUAUGGAUGGUGAAUUUUAUUAUACACUGGGCCUUCACAAUUCCCCCUCCCAGUAUCAGGUAAUUCAGAAAGACAAUCUGCAGUUUCUAAGAUGCACCUCUCCCCAUUCAGACACUACCUUGACUCCUCUUCAGUCUAUUUCAGCAACUCUUUCUUCUUCAGUAUGCUCUUCAUCAGAGACAUCAUUACACCUCGUGCUCCCCAGCAGAUCUGAGGAAGGUAGCUUUAGCCAAGGAGCAAUCAGCUCUCUAAGCCUUGAGAACCUGCCGGGAUUGUGGGACUUGGAAGGAACAGCCAGAGUUGUUUCUGCACAGACCCAAGAUUUCCCAAUAGACAAUGUGACAAGCACAAGGGAUGUUAAAGAUAAAGAUUACCAAGCCAUAGAUGUAUAAUGGGAAACACUGAAGUGAUACUCGAAGCAUGUUUUGCAGCUGCCAGUUUUAAAUUUAGACUGUAUGACAGCUUUAUUUGACCUUUCCUCUGGCGAUCAUGGAGACUUACAAACAUGAAAAUUCAGAUUUAUAGAAAGUACAAAAAGAUAUUGUCAGUUUAUACUACAGGAAAAAAAAAGAAAUCUAGAUACUAGAAGCAUGUUGAAAAGCAUUUUGUAUACACAUAUAACUUACUGGUCUGUUUGGCAGACUUUUGUGAUAGUCCAAAGACGCUGAGGGUCAGAGCAGCUGGAAGUCUAGGACAAAAGAACUGUCAUGGGUGGCUUUUGUUCCUGAAAGCAAAGGUUUUCCCUGAGUGUCUGACUGUUGUUCCUAAACAAUAUCUAUGGGACUGUUUGCUUCAGGUGAUUGUGGGUCCUGCUGGUCUGUUUGUCAGUUCUGUGAAGGCGAAGGGACAAUUAUCGCUGCAUGUCAUCUAGACAAUCAACCAAAUAGAGCUGGUAGAGAGUGGUUAGUUGUUGCACGUUAUUUGUCAUGUAAA